Closterium sp. Naga37s-1 is the source of this 672-nucleotide messenger RNA. Lineage: Eukaryota; Viridiplantae; Streptophyta; Zygnematophyceae; Desmidiales; Closteriaceae. The record is from the annotation of a GenBank genome assembly.
AUGGCUCGCUACGCCGUCGUCGCCUUCGCUCUCCUCGCCCUCUUCGCCGUGUGCCACGCGCGGCCCGCGCCGAUCGACGACGAUAUCACCGACAACACCGUUGUCCCCAAUCUCAAGGGGCUCUCCCGGGAGAAGAUUCAGGAGCUCGCGUUGACAGAUCUGGCCGCAUGGGACGAGGAGGACAACGGCGUGAGUGCCGCUGAGGCCGACAAGAUUGUGGUCGAUGAGGAUAACACCGUCGCUGCCACUGACGACGCCGCUGACGAUUCCGACAAUACCGUGGCUGCUUCUAGCGAGGAUGUCGUCGAUUCCGACAACUCCGUCGUCGCGUCGUCCGUGGACGUCGCCGAUGACGACAACACCGUGGCUGUUGCCGAGCCUGCUGACUCGGACAACACCGUGGCUGUUGUGGCUGCCGAGCCUGAGGACGACGUUGUUGCCGUGAUGCCAGAGGACAACGUUGCUACCGCUUCCGCCGCCAAGUCGACCGACAUGGGUAUCGCCAUGCACUCUCCCCCUUCUCUCCUUCCCACCCUCUCACUUCUCGUUCCGUCACUCUCCCUUCAUCCCCUUUCACCUUCUGUACCUCUCACCUUCCUUCUUACCUCUCCCCUCUCCCCCUCUCACCUUCCCUCCUACCUCUCCCCUCUUCCCACCAAUCACUUCCCCUAA